AUGGAGUUGCCAAGGUUUGUGGUGUUGAAAUCAGAGAUGAACGGGAAAUACCUGUGCUAUUGUAAAAAGAAUGGCGGCCAAGAGAACAGUGGGCUUUUCCAGUUCUCGGGAAAGAACGUUGUGAGCCCGUACGUGAAGUUCGAAGUGGAGUUGGCAAACAGCAGCAAUGAGAAACAUCCACUGGUGCACAUAAAGUGCUGUUACAACAAGUAUUGGGUGAUCAAGCUGUUUGACGACCAGCAGUUGAUUGUUGCCGGGGCCAGCAAGCCAGAGGAAAACAAAUCCAAAUCCUCCUGCACUUUAUUCGAGCCUGUUUAUGUAGAUGACAUGCCUAAUCCCAAAAGAGUUCGAUUUUUCCAUGUCCAGCUCAAGAAAUAUGUGUGCUUAUGGGGGAAUGCCCCUUCCAAUUACGACUCUUGCCUGAAAGUUGGUUCAGCCACUCCAGAGAAGGACAAGUCUGAUGUAUGCACGAUCAUGGAUUGGCAAUCGCUGUUAAUAUUGCCUAAACACAUUGCCCUCAAGGGUGAUAACGAUCUUUAUCUCAGCGCUCGUUGGAUCGAGGGUCACCCAUACCUGCAAUUUGCUUGUAGUGACAUUGGGGAUGCGACAGUGGGGAAUAAGGUCUCUACCAACGGCGAUGGAAGCAUCAGCAUAUGGUCCAAUACCCACCAAAAGUUCUGGAGGCGCAGCCCCAAUUGGAUCUGGGCUGACUCAAAUGCCCCCAGCAGCGACGACCUUGACACCCUGUUCCAUGCGGUCAAGGUCGAUGACAAUGUCAUUGCCCUCCGUAACUUGGGUAACAACAAUUUCUGCAGCAGACUCACCACCGAGGGCAAGGAAAACUGUCUUAAUGCCGCUGUCAACACCAUUACCAGAGAGGCCAGGCUGAAGGUAGAAGAGCUGGUGAUAUCAAGGACCAUCUAUAACAUGGAUUUCCACCUCGCAGAUGCUAAUGUCCAUGACGAGAAGCCCAUCACAAUGGCCACUGGAGAGAGCGAGAACACGAGCGAACAAACCAACAGCUUCGUUUUGAAGCUGGCUUACGUAGAGACCAGGACCAGUACUUGGAGCUCGAGUGUUUCAUUGAAGCUGGGCGCCAAAACCACCAUCGAAGUUAGCUGUAUUCCGCUCAUCGUGAAUGGGAAGAUUGAGAUUUCGGCCGAGUUUUCUGGAGCGUACCAGUGGGGAGAAACUCAGACAUGGACGAGUACAGUGGAGACUGCAUACACGGCGGUUGUGCCGCCAAUGACGAAGGUGAAGGUGAGGUUGCUGGCAACAAAAGGGACGUGCAGCGUUCCUUUUAGAUACACUCAGCGCGACAAUAUUCUUACUGAUGGAGAAGCUGUUAUAGAGAGCAUGGAGGAUGGUGUUUACAGUGGCAUCAAUUACUUCAACUUCAAGUUUGAAACUGAACAUCAACCAUUGCAUGGAUCCAAAACAAGUGCUGCGUUUUGA
This is a messenger RNA of Diospyros lotus (date-plum), 1455 nucleotides long. RefSeq lists its product as uncharacterized. The transcript has a single exon. NCBI's taxonomy places the organism in Eukaryota, Viridiplantae, Streptophyta, Magnoliopsida, Ericales, Ebenaceae. The record is from RefSeq and is a predicted model, not a curated record. Gene Ontology annotation, cellular component: extracellular region. Bases 1 to 1455 code for a protein of 484 amino acids.